UGCCCAUUUUCGUCAAAGUAGGCUAUGGGAAAUUUGACAUUCAACCACCGAGAUGAUUAUUUAUUUGACAAAAAUAUCGCCAGCGCGUUGAUACAUUAGUGUUUUUUACCUUUUAUUCAAGUAAAUUAAUUAAAAUGUGGUCCGAUAAUGAUAAUGUUGAUAAUUUUUCAUUUUCCCCCGAAAACUUGUUGCGCCUUGUUCAUCACUUUCCAUAUAAGGAACUCCAAAGUAUCGUCGUGAGAGACAUACAACAGAUGAGGCAAACCUUAGAUUUUCUAUUGAAAAUCACAGCAGCCGAUAUAUUCUAUACAAACGCAAUAUCGAUGAAAUUGACUCUCGACUUUGCUUGCCAAUCACUAUCAUCUUACGGUGAAACAUUUCCUAAAGACGUAUACCACAAUUUACUUAUUGUUUUCAAAAACAUAAUAAUGAGACUAUCAGCAACAGGCAACUUGUACGAACUGUUCCCAGACUUGGAUGUGUUUUCAAUUUGCAAAUUCGUAUCCGAAUUUAAACUAUUUUGCCCGGCCUGCGCGAACUAUUGUGUGUCCAUCAUGCUAUCAGCACCGCUUCUAGUAGCGUCGAGAUACAAAUCAAGUUUUGACCAUUAUUCCUCUCUGGACAAAAUCAUCAUUGAAAUAUUGAAGAAUUUUAGAUCAAUACCAGCCAUCAAUGAAGUUAAUACUGUUUCGGGAUUCAUUCUUUUGAAAUUUCCUUUGGAAUCGCCAGCACUUCAAACAUGUGCCAACUGGUUAUUAGAAGAUUCUACGGAUGUAUUGAAAAACCUACAAAUAGAGGAAAUCAACAUUGACCAUCCAAUUGCCCUUUGCAUAAGAAACAUGUUCACGUUUUUCAUGAGAGUCCGCGGUUCACUGAAAGCGAGCAUUGAAUUGAAAAAGUUUCAAGAUCUUGUUGACAAAUUUUUGAAUAUAUUGUUUGAGGCCGCACCGCAACUGAUUAAAAUUUGUUGCGUGGAGUGCGUGGCUUCAAAUGCUAGAGAACUCUUGGCGGUAGUUUUACAAGAGUUUUUAAGCGAACAAGGAAUACUGUCUGAAGAAAUUGAAAAAACCACUAAAGAAGAGAUCAAUCAAUAUUCCACUAACAUCAAUGAAUGGGCGACAACUUUUACUAAAACUUUCUUCUGGUUGUGUCAUCUUUUAUAUUACAAUAAAAGAUUUGUAUGGAGUACUACCGAAAUCGCUGAAGCCAUAAGCAGAUUCAUCUACAACAAAAAAUACAUGAAAUUCAUGAACGUUAGAAUCCUAAAAUCGAUUUGCUACAUUUAUCCGAUACUUUUAAAAGGCCCGAAACAAGGACGUAAACUGUUCAUUAUCGGCAACGACCUAAUGAUAGUAGCAUCCAACUGUAUUCCGUUAUUUAUAAGGGUUUUGUCUCUAUCGAAAUGGCAACUUUUCUGGUUCUUGUAUAAAGGCCCUUACAUCAUAAAAAAAAUUACCCUAAAAUUUUGGAUCGACAGAGUAACCGAAAAAAAAAUACCCAUUUUGAAGCAAAUCAUUAUCGAUACAAAAUCCGAAUCGGUCUUGUUGGAUCUUUUUAUAACCGCACUGAAAACUAAGAGUGCAACUAUUGGCAGAAUUGCCCAAAUACUUCAAAGUCUUCACAACAUGAAAUUGUUCAAACAAAUCCAAGACUUGAUUCCGAAAUUCAGAAACAACUCCGAGGCAGUUGUUGCUUUAAUUCAAGCAAGUUGCGUUGAUAUUCCCGUUGAAGAUAAAGCACUUGCAGCCAAAAUAUUCAUAAGCAUUUGUCACACGAUGGACAUCAAUCCCAGCAAUGAAGUUUUCAUCAACAUUUGCAAAUACGCCGUAAAUGUUUUGAAGGUUUUAAAAAACGAAGAUACAAUGAUUGAUUCGUUUUGCAAAAAUCAGUUUUUAUUGAGGACUGUGAUUAGCCGAUUGGAAGUGAAGAAUGACAUGGUUAAUUUGGCAGUUUUGAAGUUUCUGACUACACUAAUUAAAUAUCAGAAAAGUGUUUGCUACUUGCCGGAAAAUAUUGUUGUGGACGUGAAACAUUUACUUACUGGUACGAGUGAAGUAGUUGGAGCCACGAUUGCUUUUGUAACUCAGUUAUUGAGUGGAAAAUUGUCUAUUAACUUGAAACAUGAAAACGUGCCUUUAAUUCUUUACGUACUUUAUGAUUUGACUAAUGGGGACUUAUCCGACGAGGCUUACGAUUGUUAUUUUCAAAUACUCAAGUCGUACCAGGUUUCGUCAAGUGAUGUUAUUAAUGCUCCAGUUUUGGGAAUGCUGAUUGACGAAAGGUGUCACUUUUCGAAUAGGCAAAGACAAUCAGCAACUUUCCUAAAAUUCGUCUUGUACUGGAUAAAACGUAUGCGUCUAAAUUCGAACAAAUCUAUUUGCUAUUUACCCAAGGAGUGUACAUUGGUAUCGUUUAUUGAACGAUCAUCGGUGCUUUCAGAGUCUCGGGCACUAAGAUACAAGCAUUACAUAUCUGAGAUUUAUGCUAAAGAUGAUAAGGUGGCCACCAGAAUGGAUUCUAGUCUGUCCCUUUUCGAUAAUUUAUCGAUUUCAGGCGAUAAAAAAUAAUCUUGUUGUUAAAUUUGAAGUUAAUUGUUUCUUAUUAUCAAAUGUUUAAAGUUAUCUUGUUAAAAUUAAAUGUUUAUUUAUUAUUUGAAGUAACAUAAUA
This is a messenger RNA of Ceutorhynchus assimilis (cabbage seed weevil), 2667 nucleotides long. The record is from the annotation of a GenBank genome assembly. Lineage: Eukaryota; Metazoa; Arthropoda; Insecta; Coleoptera; Curculionidae.